GGCAGUUGAACUGUUUCAGCACGUACACUCUGUAAAGCCCAUAGUUAACUAAUUUCAAGUACCUUUUUCGCUCUGGUCAGAACAGAUCAAACAGAAGAAGCUCGAGUAACUAGUCAAAACAACAAGAUUAGCCUUUAAACUACCUGUUGCUUAGGCCUGCAUUAUCGAAAGCUAUGCCCGUCAUUAUUCUGAUACCGUAUCUGAUUGUUUUGCAUUCUGAACUGCUUUCACCUUCUCGUUUGGCUUGUAUUGCAAUUUCAUUGCUAAGAAUCCAGCACAUUCUCUGACUGUGAUACACAGAGCAGGUAGUGUUUGACGGCUCUUUUUUCCUCUUUCAGCUCGGGCAAUGUUGCAUAUGAAAGGGCCACACCACAGCAAUGGAGCUUAUACAAAUCUUCUCAGCUGCAGAGUAGCAUCCUGUAAAGUUUGAGCUCACCUUCUCCUAGCUCACACAGUUACAUGAAACCAUCUUAGCAAUGGCUAUCAAGCAGAGCAGCUUCCCUCUGCGUGUUCUUGCUGAUCUAUCCCUGCUGUUCUGCAUCCUGCUUGCACCUGUAUGCUCAGCCACACCAGCCACAGCUCCUGCCACUCUCCUGCAACUGAAAUCCAGCCUCACAGACCCUGAAGGCGUCCUCUCCGGCUGGUCGCCGGAGGCCGACGUGUGCUCAUGGCACGGCAUUACAUGCCUGCCCGGUGAGGUGGGCAUUGUCACAGGCCUCAACCUGUCCGGGUAUGGCCUGUCAGGCGUGAUACCGCCGGCGAUCGGUGGACUCAUCUCCGUCGAGUCCAUUGACCUGUCUUCUAACUCCCUCACCGGGCCGAUCCCGCUGGAGCUGGGCUUGCUGGAGAACCUGAGGACGCUGCUACUCUUCUCCAACUCCCUCACCGGCACCGUCCCACCGGAGCUUGGCCUCCUCAAGAACCUGGAGGUGCUCAGGAUCGGCGACAACAGGCUGCACGGCGAGAUCCCGCCGCACCUCGGCAACUGCAGCCAGCUGGAGACGCUCGGCCUGGCAUACUGCCAGCUGAAUGGCACUAUUCCAGCUGAGCUCGGCAAGCUGAGCCGCCUGCAGCAGCUGGCCCUGGACAACAACACCCUCACCGGCGGUAUACCGGAGCACCUCACUGGUUGCGCCAGCUUGCGCGUUCUAUCAGUGUCUGAUAACAUGCUGCAAGGCAACAUUCCUUCGUUCAUUGGAAGCUUCAGCGAUCUCCAGUCUCUGAAUUUGGCAAACAAUCAGUUUUCCGGUGGGAUUCCGUCAGAGAUCGGCAACCUUUCCAGCUUGACAUACCUCAACCUUCUUGGCAACAGCCUGACCGGCGCCAUUCCGGAAGAAGUGAACCGGCUGAGUCAGCUGCAGGUUCUGGACUUGUCCAUGAACAACAUUUCUGGAAAGCUCAGCAUCUCUGGAGCACAACUGAAGAGUCUGAAGUACCUUGUGCUGUCAGGCAAUCUCCUUGAUGGCACCAUCCCUGAAGAACUCUGCACUGGAGAUUCAUCAAGCCUGGAGAACCUGUUCCUCGCCGGCAACAACCUUGGAGGUGGCAUCGAGGCGCUGCUCAACUGCAGCGCUCUGCGGUCCAUCGACGUGUCGAACAACAGCUUCACCGGAGCAAUACCGCCGAGCAUAGACCGGCUGUCGGGGCUCAUCAACCUUGCUCUGCACAACAAUAGCUUCAUCGGCGCCCUGCCCCCGCAGAUAGGGAACCUGAGCAACCUGGAGAUCCUGUCUCUGUUUCACAAUGGCCUUACUGGCGAAAUACCGCCGGAGAUCGGCAGGCUUCAGAAGCUGAAGCUCUUGUUCCUCUACGAGAACCAGAUGUCCGGAACCAUCCCGGAUGAGCUCACCAACUGCACGAGCUUGGAAGAGGUGGACUUCUUCGGCAACGGCUUCCAUGGCCCUAUCCCUGAAAGAAUAGGGAACCUCAAGAACCUGGCCGUGCUUCAGCUCCGACAGAACGACCUGUCGGGCCCCAUUCCGGCGAGCCUCAGCGAGUGCAGGAACCUGCAGGCCCUUGCAUUGGCUGACAACCGGCUCUCCGGCGCGUUGCCGGAGACAUUCGGGCAGCUGGCUGAGCUCAGCGUGGUCACUCUGUACAACAACUCCCUCGAGGGCCCCCUGCCGGAGUCGCUGUUCCAGCUCAAGAACCUCACGGUGAUCAACUUCUCGCACAACCGGUUCUCCGGCGGCCUCGUCCCUCUCCUCGGCUCCAGCUCCCUCGCCGUGCUGGCGCUGACCAGCAACAGCUUCUCCGGGGUGAUCCCGGCGGCGGUGGCGCGGUCGAGGAACAUGGUCCGUCUCCAACUCGGCGGCAACCGGCUCGCCGGCGCAAUACCGGCCGAGCUGGGCAACCUGACGCGGCUCAGCAUGCUUGACCUCUCGUUCAACAACCUCUCCGGCGACAUCCCGGCAGAGCUCUCCAACUGCGCGCAGCUCACCCAUCUGAAGCUCGAUGGGAACAGCCUGACGGGCACCGUCCCUUCGUGGCUCGGGGGGCUGCGGUCCCUCGGCGAGCUGGACCUCUCGUCGAACGCGUUGGCUGGCGGCAUCCCGGCGGACCUUGGCAACUGCUCCGGCCUUCUCAAGCUGUCCCUCAGCGACAACCACCUCUCCGGCAGCAUCCCGCCGGAGAUCGGCCGGCUGACAUCUCUCAACGUUCUGAACCUGAACAAGAACGGCCUCGCCGGCGCCAUACCGCCGGCGCUCCGGCAAUGCAACAAGCUGUACGAGCUGCGGCUUUCGGAGAACGCGCUGGAGGGGCCGAUACCGCCGGAGCUCGGGGAGCUGUCGGAGCUGCAGGUGAUACUGGACCUGAGCCGGAACAGGCUGUCCGGCGAGAUCCCGGCGUCCCUCGGCGACCUCGUGAAGCUGGAGCGGCUGAACCUGUCGUCCAACCGGCUGGAGGGGCAGAUACCACCCUCGCUGCUGCAGCUGACGAGCCUGCACCUCCUGAACAUGUCAGACAACCUCCUCUCCGGCGCGGUGCCCGCGGGGCUGUCGAGCUUCCCGGCCGCGUCGUUUGCCGGCAACGAGCUCUGCGGCGCGCCACUGCCGCGGUGCGUGCCGUCGUCGACCCGGCGGCUCCCGGGCACGGAGGUGGCCGUGAUCGUGGCGGGCAUCGCCGUGAUCUCGGCGGCGGUGUGCGUGGUGAUGCUGUACACCAUGCUGCGGGUGUGGAGCAACUGGCGGGCGGUGUCCGUGUCGAGCUCCGACGGCGAGGAGUCGGCGCACGGCGGCGGCCGCGCCGACAAGUGGGGUGCCGCCGGGGACGGCAAGUACUGGAAGGUGGGGUCGCCGGUGUCGUCGUCGGCCGGGGAGAAGCACAGCUCGGGGUCCGAGACCAGCGCGCUCCAUGGCAAGUCGACGGAGGCUGCCGGCGCCGCGAAGAGCUAACUGCCUGGUUGCCGGCGGCAGUAGGGCAUGAAUGUUGCGUGCCGCCUCUAUCUGCGAUGCCUUGUCCGCUGAAAAUGUUUAUUUGCCGAAGCUAUAAUGGCUGUUUCUCCAUUUGAUCUCCUCUUCAUCUCGUGUGAUUGUUUCCUCCAUUACUCUGCAAUGCUUGUUCGUGUGUUCUUUUUGAUCUGGAGCUGGAAGCUGGAAGGCGGCAGAGUGCAGUGGUUUAUCUGUUGAUCUUGUAGAUCUCUACGCGUUCCCGUUUCGUGGUUACGGGCUUAAUUGGAGGUCCAAUAGAUUUGAGGAAACCUGGCCUAAUAGCAAAUCUUUCGUCUCA
Messenger RNA from Setaria italica (foxtail millet), 3729 nucleotides. RefSeq names its product LRR receptor-like serine/threonine-protein kinase GSO1. The record is from RefSeq and is a predicted model, not a curated record. The coding region runs from base 477 to 3395 and encodes 972 amino acids. Lineage: Eukaryota; Viridiplantae; Streptophyta; Magnoliopsida; Poales; Poaceae. The transcript has a single exon. Gene Ontology annotation, molecular function: protein binding.